UUAGCAGUUGAAUAAGUACUAAAUAUUGAUUAUCAUCUAUCUUUUAUUUGUAGCUAAAAUGGGUAUUGAUUUGUAUUAUUCAGCGGAAAGUGCACCAUGUAGAAAUGUUUUAUUUACUGCAAAACUAUUAGGAGUUGAAUUAAAUAUUAUACCUACCAAUCUUGAAAAAGAUGACCAUCUUAAACCAGAGUUUGUGAAGUUAAAUCCACAGCAUGUUAUUCCUACAUUGAAUGAUAACGGUUUUGUACUUUGGGAAAGUCGCGCCAUUUGUCAAUAUUUGGUGAAUCAAUACGGAAAAGAUGAUUCUUUAUAUCCAAAAGAGCCUAAAAAGAGGGCACUCGUUGAUGCACGGUUGUAUUUUGACAUGGGAACAUUAUAUGCAGCUUUCGCUGAGUAUUAUUAUCCACAAUUAUUCUUUGGUUCAAAAGAUCCAUUAGACCCAUCAAAAUAUAAUAAAAUGGACGAUGCUUUUAAAUUAUUUGAUAAGUUCUUAGAACAAAAUGAAUAUGCUGCUGGAGAUAAUGUAACAAUUGCAGACUUAACGUUAUCUGCUACCGUAGCCACAUAUGAAGUAAUGGAUUAUGAUAUUUCACAAUAUAAAAAUGUAUCCAAAUGGUUUGGUAAAAUUAAAGCAAUACCUGUUUAUGAAGAAGCCAAUGGUAAACCAGCGCAAGAAUUUGGUCAAUUUAAAAAUAAAAUGGGUCUCGAUUUUUAUUAUACACCUGGCAGUUCACCAUGCCGCAAUGUUUUAUUAACCGCAAAAGUAUUAGGGGUGGAACUAAACCUCAAGCACCUUAAUCUUAUGGAAGGUGAACACCUUAAACCAGAAUUCGUCAAGAUUAAUCCACAACAUUGCGUUCCCACACUAGACGACAAUGGUUUUGCACUCUGGGAAAGUCGUGCAAUUUGUGGAUAUUUGGUCAACCAAUAUGGAAAAGAUGAUUCUCUUUAUCCAAAAGAUGCUAAAAAACGUGCAUUAGUUGAUGCUCGAUUAUAUUUUGAUAUGGGAACUUUAUAUAACUCAUUUGCUGAAUAUUAUUAUCCAUCCAUAUUUGGAGGAGCACCUAGAGAUCCAACCAAAUUGGAAAAAAUUAACAACGCAUUCAAAUUCUUGGAUCAAUUCUUGGAACAAACUGAAUAUGCAGCUGGUAACCAAUUAACAAUUGCUGAUUUAUGUUUGGGAGCUACUGUAUCCACAUUUGAAGUAAUGGAUUAUGAUCUUGCACAAUAUAAAAAUGUGUCCCGUUGGUUCGCAAAAAUUAAAUCGUUACCUGGCUAUGAAGAAGCUAACAAUAAAGGAGUACAAGCAUUCAAGCAAUUAGUUGAUAUGCUUUCAAAAAAAUAAAUUUCAUACAUAAAUUAUAAAAUAAAGAACAUUUACGUAUUUUUAUUAUUCAU
Molecule: messenger RNA, 1398 nt
Organism: Chrysoperla carnea
Lineage: Eukaryota; Metazoa; Arthropoda; Insecta; Neuroptera; Chrysopidae
Product: glutathione S-transferase E14-like
Exons: 8
Coding region: 59-1345 (428 amino acids)
Biological process (GO): glutathione metabolic process
Molecular function (GO): glutathione transferase activity
Source: RefSeq, a predicted model, not a curated record